GAAGUUUUCUAUUUUGAGAAUGGGAAGUUUGCUGUCUCGACAUACUGGUUUUACUUGUGAUUGGAUGUUCUUUGAUGCAAAAGCUUGCAUUUAGUUACUAAAUAAUUACUAUUUUAGUUGAGUAUUAUUUCUGUCAUUUCAAGAAAUUUCUGUUCUUUUUUGGUUUUUACCACAAUUAAUUUUCUUAGUAAAUACAUAGACAUACGAUCGUUUUGAAAAAAAUGGGAGGGAGGGGUACGACUCAUCGAACUUCACAAUAUAUAAAUUCAUUGUUUCUGUCAUUUCAUUCGGCAAGGCUUAUUUAGCUUCUCCCUGCGCUUGGAGCAGGGGUUGCUCCUCUGAAAAAUACAAUAGCUAAUUUAUACAUCAGGGGCCUUUCUUUGUCUCUUUUUUCGAUGGAAGGAAUAUCAGAGACAUCGAUCUCCAGGGACAAAAACAUUGCUCCCGAUGAUCAAAAUGGCUUGCCCAUGCUGAAGAAAAGAAAACGCUCCGCCGUAAUGCACCUGCUCAAGGUGGCGCUUUGCAUGUUGCGUCUGAAAUCGAGCAAAUCAAAAUCAAAAUCCAUUCAGGUUAAUCUGGCUUCAAAGUUCUCCUGGGAGGAUCUUAUAGGGUCAAUGCGCCCAAUGCAUUUACAAAGCGACCAAUCCCCACCCCCGGACAUCGAGGGCAAAGCUUCAAUCAUGCCUGAGCCUGAGUCUUUACCCGUUGGAGAACAAACGGAGGAAGCUAUUACGCCACCAUUGUCUCCAGUGGCGUACGUCUCGUCACAAUCCUCAGCCUUUUCCAUUUCCUCUUACGGUUCCGUGAGUGACAUGAGCCAAUACGAGUCACCUUUUAAUCUUCAAGAGAUUCAUGUUAUGAAACCUUGCAAAGAGACCACCGAAGAGGAAUGCGGGUACGAUGAUGAUGGUGGCGACGAGAUGAUUGAUGCCAAGGCUGAAGAAUUCAUAGCUCAUUUCUACGAACAAAUGAGGCUUCAAAACUUGAAUUGAUGAAUCAUUAACAAUAGCGGAAAUCAGUGAUCAAUAACCUACGGACGGCAUUGAUUUGCAUGCAUGCACGUUGUAUCUUUAGGGAUGUGUUUGUUUUCUUUCUUUUAGUUUUCUUUUUAGAUUUAUCUUUGUGGUUCCAAAGGAAAAGCAGGAUCGGGGCUAGGGGAAACAUACAGGUGCGAGGUGAAUAGUAGGUGUAGUAAAUAAAAA
This is a messenger RNA of Durio zibethinus, 1202 nucleotides long. RefSeq lists its product as uncharacterized. NCBI's taxonomy places the organism in Eukaryota, Viridiplantae, Streptophyta, Magnoliopsida, Malvales, Malvaceae. The record is from RefSeq and is a predicted model, not a curated record.